UUGACGAUGUUAAACCAUUUAGUUACAUUAGCCAGCGCUAUAAACAACUUGUUGCAUCAUUUAUGAAUGAUGGGAAUAUUAGGAAAGAAUUUAAUUGUUUAUUGAAUUUUUGAAAAAUAAAAAUACUACAUAAUGUUAUUAGUGUAAAAAAGUUGACUUGUUAUUUCAUGUAGUUUAAAUUGGAUAAAAAAGGGUUGAAGUUGUGAUAAAUGCAUCUGCAGAAAUAAAAAGUGAAAGGAUUAAAGAGAAAUUAAAGCUAUAGAUAUAAAGAGAAGUUUGUUUGUACAAGGAUAUAGCCAUCACAAGCAGGAACAAGAUACAGAAGAGAAAUAAAGUGUUGGAACCUUUGCCUCUUUCAUGAUGGAACAUUGGCACAAGUAGGCGACCUGUCAACAGGGGCGUGUUAUUUCUUCUAACAAGGAUCUAUACAUUCAAAAAAAUCAGGACCGUUUACAAGCAGUGUCAAACAAAGUUUCAGAGUGUGGUAAUCUGAAGUAGUACAAGAUCGAGGAAGGUUUAAAGCAAGGGCGUACAGCAAAAUCUGGGAGGGAAAUUAAGACAGAGCAGCUGAUAAAAGAAUCAGUUUUUGAACAAAUUUAAUGAAAGGUUACAAGAUAAAACAGUGGCAAUUUUUGAAGAUCUAACAAAGCUGACAUGUCUCCAUUAGCAAGCAAGUGUUCUGUUGAAUUGAAACAUAGACAUAGGCUUUAAACCUGUAAACAUAUAAGUAGAUUUUUAUUUCCCUGGAAUUACAGGAAUUACAAAAUCUACUGGCUGUAUCCUUGUUGAAGAAUUCAAGAUUUGUACUGUUGUAAAAAUAAGAUAAAAAAAUAUAAAAAUCACUGCAUUGAUGUAAGAACAGGAAGUGUCGUUUUGAAAAAGAAAAAAAAAGAGAAGAACUUCAACAAACUGGCAAUAUACAGGAUUACUUUGAGUUGAUUAGAUUUUUAUUGGUGAAAGAGUAAGAUUAUAUAGUUAUAUACAAUAAUUUAACAAAACAGAAGAAUGGAGAUUUAUGGAUUUAUACCUUUGUUAAUCACACUGGUGAUGAAUUAUACAACUGGACAUAGAGUCUUCACAAAAGAUGAGUUAAAAGAUGUGUACAAAUAUUUUGAUGGCUCUGGUUGUCCGGGAGACGCACGUAACUUUGUUGCAACUAAGAAGAAAUAUUUCCGAUAUUUAGAGAGGAGUCAUAAGGAUCCAAAUAUUUUAUAUGUUGGUGCCAUGAAUAAUGUGUAUAAAAUUGACAUGACUGAUAUGAGCUGUUUGAACUAUAACGAGUCAAGACCUACCAAUGACACUAUCAGAAGAUGUUAUAUACAGGGAAAAGAGAAGGAUGUAGAAUGCCAAAACCAUAUACGUGUUGUUAUGGAAAUGCCUGACAAACUUUUAGUAUGUGGUACAGGCGGCUACGCUCCAAUCAAAUAUCAUCUGACUCGUGAAUCUUUUAGCUACAAAGACCACUUACAAAUCAAUGAGACAUCUAACGGAGUGGCAUACUGUCCUUUUGAUCCGUGGGAUAACUACACUGCAAUCCUUAUAUCUGAAGGAAAUCCAGGUGAUCAAGUUGUGCCAUACUUCGGCACAUACACCGACUUCAUAAAGAGUUCUCCUGUAUUCUAUAGACCCAAGUUUGAAGGUCGCACAAAUGGUGUAUCAUACUCAGAGAAAACCACUGACCGAGAAGAAAUCGGCUGGUUAAAUUCACCACAAUUUGUUGGAUCGUUUGAUGACGAGGAGAAAGUAAUAUUUUUCUUCCGAGAGACUUCAGUAGAGAACAAGAUAAACAGAAAUAAAAUCUACUCUAGAGUGGGAAAAGUUUGCAAGCAAGACCUUGGUGGAGGGUUUAAUGAAAUGGCAACAAAGACAAAGUGGUUAUCCUUCCAGAAAGCCAGGCUGAUUUGUUCCCUACCAGGAACCUCUCCACAUUAUUUUGAUGAUAUAUAUGAUGUUUAUCAGACUGGGGACUAUUUUUAUGCUUUAUUCUAUAAACAAAAGUAAGUUAUUGCUGUUUAUAUGUACAUUUUAUACUGCAAUUAUGGUCACCUUGGCACACGUAUUUACAAAAA
Molecule: messenger RNA, 2069 nt
Organism: Ruditapes philippinarum (Manila clam)
Lineage: Eukaryota; Metazoa; Mollusca; Bivalvia; Venerida; Veneridae
Product: semaphorin-2A-like
Exons: 14
Coding region: 1006-2001 (331 amino acids)
Biological process (GO): positive regulation of cell migration; neural crest cell migration; negative regulation of axon extension involved in axon guidance
Molecular function (GO): semaphorin receptor binding; chemorepellent activity
Source: RefSeq, a predicted model, not a curated record